AGCUCUCCACAUCUCACGACAAUUUGGCCCGUGACGCUGAUAGCUACCUUACCUUACCUCCCGCCUGGCAAGCAUCGUCCCCUGCACUUACAGCAGCUCAGCGAAGAUACAUUCAAUUCUGUACACACCCUCACUGCCACGAACAUCCAGAGUAUUGAGCAAACUUCUUCCCCGCCGCUACCCUAUUCAUCCACCGCACCCCGCAUCGCACCGCCGCGAUGGUCGACAACAACCAAGCGGACAACAACAGCAAUCCUACCCCAAAGAAAGUAGACAUACCCCCGCCGCUGCACCCAAUUGCCAAUGCCUCGUCGCCGCGGUCCCCGCCGUCGGCUCUCAAGAUGUCGUCCAGCCCGCACUCAGGCCACCGUGCGAGCUUUGCAGAGAACAUGCGCGGCAUGCCCGUCUCCCCUCGCGCCUCGCGGCAGCCGUCGCUCAGCCAGCAGGCGCUGCAAGAUCUGCUGAACAAUCCGCCGACAAAGGGUGGAGACCCGAAGUUUAUGGGACGCGAUUGGAAGACGGUCGGCGUGAGCGAGAUCGUGGAGGAGGGGCAGGUGCGGUUUGUGGAGUAUGAUACUAGCGUAGAGGAGGCCACCAACAUACUCGUUCAAACGGGCGCCCCGAACGUUGUGCUACUCCGCGAGAAUAAGGAGUCAAGGACUGCGACCGGAACCUUCGACUACAGCGACCUCAACGCAUACCUCCUCCUCGUCGUUGGCCUCGCACACCCGGAGGAGGGGGACAUAGCAUCCUUCGACGAGCUGGCGAAGAAGGGCCGCGAAGGAAAGCCGAUCCCCCUGAAAGACGUGAAAGACCUGGGGAAGAAGGAGCCGCUGAUUACGCUACCUGCUUCAGCAGACCUGACGAGAGCUAUGGAAGUGUUUGGCAGCGGAGUGCAUCGCUUGCUGGUGACGGAGGAGAACACGACGAGUGUGAUGGGUGUGCUCACCCAGUUGAGACUGGUGAAGUUCUUCUGGGAGAACAGGCAUAACUUUCCGGCUGUGGAUCAGCUGUAUCCGCAGCUGAUCAAGGAUCUGAAUAUUGGGACGCCCUCAGUGGUUGCUAUCAACGGCGACAAGCCUCUAGCUACGGCCCUCGAGCUCAUGAACAACGAGGGCAUAACCUCGCUCCCGGUUCUCGAUACUGGCAACAAUGUAAUCGGUAACAUCUCGCACGUCGACGUCCGACUCCUCACAAAAUCUACAUCUCUCCCCCUCCUCCGCUCUUCAUGCAUCCACUUCAUAUCUGUGAUCCUUUCCGAGCGUGGGGUUCACGACGGCAAAGACUCGUUCCCCGUCUUCCACGUAACCCCAUUCUCGACCCUCGCCCACACCGUCGCCAAACUCGUCGCCACCCGCUCGCACCGCAUGUGGGUAGUUGACACCCCUUCUCCAGCUUCCUCGGGCCCACCAACGCCUGCUUCGCAACCCGCUUCUAUCCUGGUCCCUCCGUCGCCGGUCACGCCUCUUCCGUCCACUGGACCAGCGGACAUGGCUUCGACGUCCCCAUCGCACCUCACCGGAGCGGCUGCGCCAGCAAUUUCCGCAUCUGCAAUCCCAGGUGCUAGUCUCUCCGGCAGAUUAAGCGGCGUCAUUAGUCUCACGGACAUUCUCAACCUAUUCGCCCGAGCAAGCGGGCUCAACCCACACGACCCAGACGAAGCGCGCCGCGCGCGGAGGCGUAGCAGCAGUUCGAGCAUGCGACGCAGCAUGGACAGCAGCCGGAGCGAGAGCACGGGUCGUUUCUCGGGUCGAAGGCCUAGUGUGACCGAGCGGGAUCCGAGGGGCUUGGGGAUUACGAGGGGAAGACCGGGAGGCAAUUAGGGACUACGUCCUGGGGAAGAACAUGGGUUCGGGAGCGAGAUGGCUUGAUUCGGGGACAAACGUGCGAGUGACGGGAGGAGGGAAAGAGGAAGGGGGGCUAUUGUAGAGGAACUGUGGCUUUCUUUGGCGUUUAUUUCAUGGGUGGUUAUAAGUAUUCACAGGCGCGGCGUUGGAGGGCGUUUCGUUCAUGCCGAUUUCUCGAUUGAGGCUCUUUCGAGAGUCUACAUUGGCUCGGGACACACUAAAAGUCCGGCGAGCCAGGCAUUGUUCUCCUACAUUUUCUCAUUGCGGUAAUUUUUUGACAGAGUUAUGGUUCCUAUCAAUUGAUAGACCGCUGGAAAAGCGAUCCAUUUUAGAUUCAUCCUUC
Messenger RNA from Trematosphaeria pertusa, 2190 nucleotides. RefSeq lists its product as uncharacterized. Gene Ontology annotation, biological process: regulation of mitotic metaphase/anaphase transition; cellular response to glucose starvation. NCBI's taxonomy places the organism in Eukaryota, Fungi, Ascomycota, Dothideomycetes, Pleosporales, Trematosphaeriaceae. The record is from RefSeq and is a predicted model, not a curated record. The coding region runs from base 219 to 1823 and encodes 534 amino acids. Gene Ontology annotation, molecular function: protein serine/threonine phosphatase inhibitor activity. The transcript is spliced from 4 exons.